GUGAUGUGCAAUUUUUCAGUAUAAACAACUUUUGAAGGCAAAGACUCAAAUUUGUUUUAAGGAAGUCGACUCUCGUUAACUUAUCCAAGGCGUUCGUUGCGGUGCUUAAGAACAACAUGCUGAGAGCAAUCACCAAGAACAGGUACGCUUCCAGACUAAACCCAUCGCUUAAGAGUGUGAUCAAAAGGGCAAAUAGUACUGAGGCUAGUUUAAUUCAUCGAAAUAUUAUUCAUGAGUUGAGACAUAUUCCAGCUGCCAAUGAUAUGGAGAACAGAACUGGUGCACCAUUAGCAGAUGCUCAUCAAGAGAGCUGGUCCAGUCCAUAUGAUAAGGUUUUCCGUCAAAGUCAUUCGAAAGAUGUCAUGAGAUUAUGGUCUUUAUUAGAUGUUUGUCUUGAUUCCCAACAAUUUGAUAGAGCUGAAAACAUUUUGGAGGCUUUAUACCAAUUAUCCAUCGACAAUGACUUUUCAUUUAUGGAUGAUUUAAACAAAUUUUUAUGGAAAAGAUCACAAGAUGCAACACAACGCAAUCUUGAUGAUUACAUUAAAACUUGGUCAAAGAACUUUCAUGUUUCACCAAAUGCAAGAACUUAUGCCAUUUUGAUCAGUGCAGCUAUGAACAACGGUGCUCCUUAUCGUAAAUACUCGAAUCAGUUGAUUGGUAAAGCUGAUGAAAUGACCAAGGUUUUAGGUAAUGUUGAUGUUUUUGGAGUCAAAAAUUUAAAAGCUUUUGUCUCAGAAAAUGCUAUCAGCCCUAGAUUAGUUCCACAAGAGUAUAGAUAUUUACUGGAAGACGUUAGAACUGAUGAUGGCGAAGGUAAGCAGAAUUUUGAUUAUUUUGAAGAAGAUAGUACAGAGCUGCCUCCAACUUUAGCCAAAGCAAAUGCAAAAGAAUUAGUGGCUGUUGAUACCUUCGGUAUGAAAGUUAUUAGACAUACUUUACUAUCUUUGAAACCUCAUUUACAAACCAAGUUAUUUGAUGACUUGAAUGAGAAAUUAGAAGGUAAAUUCAAUUUCUUAACUUCAACAAGUGAAGAUACAACAAAUUUUUUCAACAUUUAUAAAACUUUGUCUCCUGAACAUCAAAGAAUAUUCGAAAGUGCCCUUGAUGAUUUCAACGUCGAAAGACAAUCUCAAUUAGAAAGUAGAUCAUUUGAUGCUGCACAAGAAAGAUGGAGACAUGAUUUCGAAGAAUUGACACAACAUGGUACUUUGAAUUUAAGUAAAAACUUGAAUGCUAGAUUAUGGAGUUGGUAUGAAGCAAUGAAACCAAUUGUCAAGGAAGAAAUUGAACUUUGUAAAGAGGUUGAUAAUGUUAAUGUCAAAGAUUUAUCAAGGGUUGCUAAAGCUCAACACAAUGAAAGAGUGAAAUAUGCCCCUUAUUUACGUUUAUUGGACCCAAAUAAGACUACUGUUAUUACUAUCUUGGAAUUAUUGAAAAACAAUUCAACAGGUGGUAUUCAUGAAGGUAUGAGAACUGCAAGAGCUGUUGUCUCGGUUGCUAAAGCAUUAGAAUUAGAAUUUAGAUCAGAUCAGUUGUUAAACUCUGAGAAGAAUAUGUUCAAAGGGUAUGACAAGAAGACAUUAGCAAGAGCUGAUUUAAAAAAAUAUGCUGCUACUAUGACUGCUUUCAAAUCUGAGAAAUUAGGAAACAUGAAUAUCGUCUGGCCUCAAGACGUCAGAGUCAAGUUAGGGUCAGUUUUAGUUUCAAUCUUGAUGCAUGUUGCUAAAGUUGAAGUCACUGGUGUUGAUCCUAUCACCAAAAAUCCAGUUAAGGGUGAAGCUCCAGCCUUUUAUCAUUCUUAUCAAUAUCAUAAUGGUGCUAAAAUUGGGAUUUUGAAAAUUCACAAGGCUUUAGGAGCUCAUUUAUCUGCUGAUAAACUAGUUGGUGCUGUCCAACCCCAAAUGUUACCAAUGCUUGUCAAGCCACGUCAAUGGACUGCAUGGAACAAUGGGGGUUACUACUAUUCUCAAAAUUUGUUGGUUAGAUCAAGGGAUUCUCCUGAACAAUUGGCUUAUUUGAAAGCUUCCACUGAUAGAUUAGAUCUUGUGUAUGAAGGGUUGAACGUCUUAGGUGAAACUGCAUGGACUGUUAAUGAACGAGUUUAUAAAGUUAUGUCUGAAAUUUGGAACACUGGUGAAACAUUUUUAGAUAUUCCAAAAGAUCAAGAAGAAAUGAACGUCCCUGAUGCUCCACCAAAAAAUUCAGAUCCAAGUGUAAUCAAUGAUUGGAAACAAAAAGUUAGACGUUUGCAAAAUGAAUUCGCAACAAAUAGAUCAAUGAGAUGUGAUGCUAACUAUAAAUUAGAAAUUGCAAGAGCAUAUUUGGGUGAAAAAUUCUACUUUCCACACAAUGUCGAUUUCAGAGGUCGUGCUUAUCCAUUAAGUCCAAACUUUAACCAUAUGGGUAAUGAUUUAUCAAGAGGGUUAUUGAUCUUCUGGAAAGGUAAAGAAUUAGGCGACGAAGGUUUGAGAUGGUUGAAAAUUCAUCUUUCUAACUUGUUUGGUAUUGAUAAAGCUCCAUUGGAAGAACGUGUUGCUUUUGCUGACGAAAACUUGGAAAACAUCAAAAAGACAGCUGAAGAUCCAAUGGCUAACAAAGAAUUUUGGACAAAAGCCGAUAAACCAUGGCAAGCGUUGGCCACAAUUUAUGAUUUAGCUGACGCUUAUAAAUUAGAAGAUCCAACUAAACACAUUUCACAUCAACCAGUCCAUCAAGAUGGUACAUGUAAUGGUUUGCAACAUUAUGCUGCUUUAGGUGGUGAUGUUGAAGGUGCUACCCAGGUUAACUUGGUUCCAGCUGAUAGACCACAAGAUGUGUAUACCCAUGUUGCAGGUUUAGUUACUAAGAGAUUGGAAGCUGCAGCUGCCAAAGGUGAUGAAAUGGCUGAAACUUUGAAAGAUAAAAUCAAAAGAAAAGUGGUUAAACAAACUGUCAUGACUAAUGUCUAUGGUGUUACAUAUAUUGGUGCUACUCAUCAAAUUCAUAAGCAAUUACAAGAUGUUUUCGAUGACACCGAAAGCUACAAAUUGAGUACUUAUUUGGCAAAACAUGUCUUUGCAUGUAUGAGAGAAUUAUUUGAAGGUGCUCAUUUGAUCCAAGAUUGGUUGGCUCUUUGUGCAAAAAUGAUUUCUAGAUCUAUUAGAAUUGACGUCGACACUUAUGAAGUGAUCAAUCAAAAGAACAAACCAGCAUUUAUGGCUUCAGUUAUCUGGACCACUCCAUUGAAUUUACCAAUUGUUCAACCUUAUCGUGCUGUUGUUAAAAAACAAGUUUCCACCAAUUUGCAAACCGUUUUCAUUUCUGAUCCAUUUGAAAUGCACCAAGUUGAUUCAAGAAAACAAAUGGCUGCAUUCCCUCCAAAUUUUAUUCAUUCUUUAGAUGCCUCCCAUAUGUUGUUGAGUGCCAUUUCCUGUAGAAAAGAAGGAUUAGAAUUUGCUGCUGUUCAUGAUUCUUAUUGGACCCAUGCUUCUGAUGUUAAAACCAUGGGUAACUUGUUGAGAGAAGCUUUUAUUGGAUUACAUGAAGUUGAUCUUGUUUCUAAGUUGAAACAAGAAUUUGAUCAACGUUAUCAUGGGUUCUUGCAACUAGUUGAGAUUCCACUCAAAAGUUCAGUUGGUGCUCAAAUCAUGGAACAAAGAAAGAAAUUAUCAAAAGAAUUGGGAAGACCUGUUACAUUAGGUGACGAAGUUUACAUUGAAAGAAAGAGACAAAACCUAUUGAAUAGUACAGAGCCAGAAGAAGUUGAAGAAGGUAAAGCUAUGGUUACCACUGUUAGUUUGAUUGAAGAUGUCGACGUUGAAAAAUUAGCCACUGUUAAAGAAUUGAACAAAAUUGAAAACAGCAUUGGGACUGAAGAUGAAGAUCUCUCCAUAGUGAAAGAAUCGGCUGUCUCUUCUGGAAAACAAGGUGUUUCAAAGAUUAGAGUGUUUGCCCCACUUAGAUUACCUGAAAUUCCUCCAAAAGGUCAAUUUGAUGUUCAAGAUCUAAGAGAAAGUAAAUAUUUCUUCUCCUGAUCCAAUCAAACUUCUUUAAUGCCCAUCACACAUACACCCACAUUUUUUACGAACAAUAUUGUACAUUAGAGCAUAUAGCUGGUGUUGUAUUGCAACAUCAAAGCUAUCAGGG
Messenger RNA from Hansenula anomala, 4128 nucleotides. It is a transcript of the gene RPO41, whose product is annotated as DNA-directed RNA polymerase. Gene Ontology annotation, molecular function: mitochondrial promoter sequence-specific DNA binding; DNA-directed RNA polymerase activity. Gene Ontology annotation, biological process: mitochondrial transcription. Lineage: Eukaryota; Fungi; Ascomycota; Saccharomycetes; Phaffomycetales; Wickerhamomycetaceae. The coding region runs from base 117 to 4016 and encodes 1299 amino acids. Gene Ontology annotation, cellular component: mitochondrial DNA-directed RNA polymerase complex. The transcript has a single exon. The record is from RefSeq and is a predicted model, not a curated record.